GGGGUCCACCAAUCGGACUAGAGCUGGAGGUCUGGGCGUCUGUCAGCACUUCCUGUUUCCUCUGACUGGCUGGGAGUCAGGAAGCUGCCAGCAGGGUAAUAACACAGUGUACCAAAGACAGCGGCGGCGGAUCUGCGGCCAACAUGGCGGGGAUCAAAGCGCUAGUUGCACUAUCAUUUAGCGGAGCCAUUGGCCUAACCUUCCUUAUGCUGGGAUGUGCCUUAGAGAGCUACAGAGUUUACUGGCCGCUCUUCGUUUUGAUAUUUUACGUCAUUAGUCCCAUUCCACAUUUUAUCGCCACACGACUCAGUGAGGACAGCGACGCAGCCAGCAGCGCCUGCCGGGAACUGGCCUACUUCUUCACCACUGGAAUUGUGGUUUCCGCCUUUGGCUUUCCCAUUAUUUUAGCCAGAGUUGACGUGAUCUUAUGGGGAGCGUGCGGUCUGGUCCUGGCGGGGAACGCAGUUAUUUUCCUAACCAUCCUGGGAUUCUUCAUUGUUUUCGGAAGAGGCGAUGAUUUUAGCUGGGAGCAGUGGUGAAAGCCGAGCGCCUUCCUCCGCCGUACUGUACAGAGAGUGUCAUACUGAUCUUUAUGUAUGUAUGUAUGUACCACGUGUGUGUAUACUAAUCAUGGCCUCAUCUCAUGUAUAUCCCAUUAUGAAGCGAGUGAAAGGCUUAUGUACAUAUGUAUCUCUACAUUAACAUUUCUUUAGUUCUGUAAUUGUUCCUCCGGGCAUAAAAGCACUUGCUCUGAUCGACACACGUGUCCUACACGUUUCCCAGGUCUGCAGCUAGGGCGGGAUGGGUUGGAGAUGUCAUAUGUACCGGAAUUUACUCCCCCCAAUACCCCCCCCCCCCCCCCCUUCCCUCUCUUCCUUCAACUCGCAGGCAGUGUCCAGGAUCGUUCCCAAAUAUAUACUAAAUUCUAAACUCUGGCGGGAUUUAAAGAAUGAAUACACCCCUUACUUUCAGACAGGGUGCUCUAAGAUAGGAUAAAAGAGAAGGUUAUACUUACCAUUAGUCUGGUAUCACCCCAAUCUGGGUGGUCUCCCUAAAGCUGCGUACAGACUUUGCCGAUCACUCCACUUAUCCGAUAAACGUUCCUGAUCAGCCGAGGAGUAGUGUGACCCCCGUAAACACUGAGCUAGAAAUAUAUCCGUUUGCACAUUCUCUUAUGGGGCUUGUGGUCCGUCAGGAGCGUUUCAAGUCCUUUAUCUGCUGAUGCUCCGGCGUCACUUUUACAUACCGGUAUGACAAUUGUAUAGGUGUGUAUCAGGUGAGCAGCCUGACAGGUGUAUAGCUGUGUAACCAGCAUAAGGCUGUUUGAUGGUCCCCGCCGGAUUUUAUCCCAUGUUCUCCUACCCAGUACAUUUAUACUUCCCAGUGGUAGUCUUAAUGUGUUGGGCUUUGCUGAUUAUUUUACUCUUUAUCAGCCAUUUCUGCCCCCUCAACAGGAAGUCUGAGGUGUAUAGGUGUAAUGCUUCCUCCGUGAGCACAACUUACUAUUCCCUGAUUGGCUCGUGAAGCGUCUGCAUAUCUGCGUAUGUUAGAAGUAAUUCUAUACAUAACGCAACGGCGGUGUUGGUUCCACACUCCUUCAACUAGGAACAGUAGAUCUGUGUAAUAGACAUCUGUUAUUCCAGUAUCCAUAAGCCUUAAACGUGAGAUGAUUCAUUAGGAAAACUGCAUUAAGCACCAUUUAUAGAAGAAAGCAUUGUCCGAUUCCGGCAGAAUUAUAGCCUUCAAGGGGCUCGAUUUUACUUUCCUUUUAUUGGGGUCCUGUCAUUUAUACACCAUGGAAAUGGAUAUCAUUAACGUGUUCCUGUUGAAUAGGGGACUAUUGGUUCUGCCCUAAAAACAGCUGCUGCCUACUGUGGAUAAUAGGACCACGCUAAUUAACCUACAAACAGGAAGUCUGCUGUGCACAGAGAAAACUCUUCCCCCACAAUUUCACCAGCCAGUAGUUUUUUAUUUCACAUAUAUGUGUGAUUGCUGCAACCUCUUUGCCCUAUUAAGCUAGGUACACACUUGUACAAUCCUUCUUCAGGUGCAGUUUUAUUUCCGAUUAUACUAGGUUUCGACGUCACAAUCAAAGUGGCGAUUUGUGCGUACACACCUUUACAAUCGAACGUGCGAUCCAUGAAACGCCUCUGUCUAAAAUAUCUGCUGAAAAGACUCGUACGAAGGCGGCGCUUCUGCUGGAGGGGCAGAAGUGCGUACACGCGUCACAAUUUGUCCGAUAUUGUACGGUUGCAUCGGAUUAAUACUAGGCAGCCCAUAAUACCUGCUUUUCAGAUGCCACCGGAUUCUUCCCGUAAAACGUGAUUAGUAGGGAUCUACACACUCGUACAAUAUCUUAUGAACGGGUCGGGGAUUGAAAGAACUGUCCGAUUGUACAGGUGCGUACCUGGGUUGGGUACAGGUGACCGGCGGUCGGGAUCCCGCAGUCAGCAUACUUGCGCUGAGAUCCCGGCCGCCAGAAUGCCAACAGGGGGGCGAGCGCAUCGAAGCCCCUUGCGGGAGAUGACCGCAUUUUCACGUCAGUCGAUUACCUGAGAAGCUUCAUAUGGCAAUGUGCACUGGGUAACCAAUCACACGUUAUGCUCAAUUGUAAAUAUUAGUAAUCCAUAAUUACUCACAUUUUAGCGUUUAGUAAUCAUGGAAUGAUGAUUUUCCUAAUUAUAAAUGUUAAAGGGACAGGUACUCUAAUUGUCAUCUUAUCCCCUGUUUUACAUUCAUUUAUUUAUUUUCAAGGGACUGGGAAAAAUUGGUGUCAAAUCUGUGAAAGUGUAAAAUGAGGAAAAUGUGUAACAUUAAGUCCAACGUUUUGUGUGAAAUAGUUUGUUCCAUCUUGUAACUGACAACUGACUUGUUCAUAGACGGACUCUCCAUGGAAAUAAUCACGUGCCGCAGCUUCAGAACAGAGUGAUAUAAAGUCAGGGAAAUGGGUGCAUUGAAAUGCAUUAGAGAAUUAGGGACCGUGAGAAAACGUCAGAUCCCGAAGAGUGUGAAAUGGGGGUUUGAUUGUAGAUUAUAGUAAGUGUGUGGCCAGUCAUUUUCUAAUCGUUAAAUUACUAUUUGUAAAUCUUGUGCCUUACUCAUCCGUUAAAGUUCCCAGUAUAAUGUUCUGUAUAUUACUGGGGAAGUAUCAGCUUGUUUUAGAAACCAUUGGGGUACAUGAAAUGUACUGUAACCACAGCAACCAGGAAAAUGUACUGUAACCAUAGCAACCACCAAAAGGUUUCCAUUAAUCUUCUGAAGCACAGACGUAAAAUGACAAUUGGGGGGGAAUUCACCGUGACACUUGGCUGCGCACGUCAUUGUAUAUUACUGUAACCAAACAAUGCUUAUCUUUGUGUUUCUUUAUGGCAGGUUAGGAAACGUCCGGAACACCAGCUUCUAUGGGACUACACAUCCCAGCAUCCCCUGCCAAAUUUAUAGCAUGCCUUAACAGCAAAACUGUCAGGGCUUGCUGAGAUGUGUAGUUCCACAGCAGCUGGAGUGCCACACAUUGCUUAACCCUGCUCUUUGGGAUACGCAGGAAAAUUAGCGCUAGUACUGCCCGUGAUGCCAUUUUGAUUGCCCGUUCUGGUGAUGUUUCAUGGCCAUUGCACUGCUUUGAAUUAUCCCAUUACGUCUGGCUGUUGCUAUGGGUUACACCGUCCUUUUACUGUGUGUACUGUACCGAUUAUAAGCGUAUGAUGAGCGGUGUAAUAUUGCAGGCGUCUUACUUGCUGGGAUCUGACUCCCCCCGACUUACAUUAUGCAUUGAGGCCAUUCUGCUGCCUGAGGAUGCAUCGCAACUGCCGCCCUUCUCCAUAAACCUUUAUAUUCCGCUCCAUAACCAUUAUUACAUCUGCUUCACCAACAAGCCAAUUCUUUUUAAUUAAUGCCCUCCACUUUGCUGCUGCCCCCAAAACGUUACUGCCUGUUUCCUCAUUAUUGAGACACCCCUGUUCUUCCUUAUACGGCUAGACAACAGGCGAAUUCCUCAAGGGAUACUUUACCUUUAAUAGAACACUCAUAUGGUUCCCAUAAAAUGUUCCCUGCCGGGCAGAUAACUGAAUUAGUAAUAUAGAAACAUAGAAUGUGACGACAGAUAAGAACCACCAGGCCCAUCUAGUCUCUGAGGGAGCUUCUGCUUAAUUUCACCAUACAACCAAUACUAUAUAAUGUAGUACGAACGACCUAGGUAAACAAGCUGUGGUUCUCACAUUAUUGUAGGACUACAAGUCUCAGCAUGCUAGAGAACCGCAGACGUGGCAACUUCUAAUAUCGCUGUUAUUGCAGCAGGAAGAUAUCCUCUCCGUCGGGCCAAAAGCAGACUCCUUCUGACUGCAUUUACCCAACAUGCCUGAAAUUGAUCCUAAUAAUUUAUCUUUGAUUAUAAUUAUUAUUAGACAUUGCGGCUGUUUCGGUCUACACCCCCUAUAUGGGGUAAUUUCCGUAAGUAUGACACCGUACAGGUUUACAGUGAUUUCUCUACUUCUAACUACCUUUAUAGAUGCCCUAUAAUGACACCUUUCGCUCUGGCUGAUUUGUUUCAGAAAAUUAUCUCAAUUGCUAGUUUGGAACUAUUGCCUUUGCCACCGUCUGCUAAUGUGGCUGAAUUAAAGCCUUUUGCUUGUAACUAAACCAUUUAUCCAUCUAUAGACCGUAAUGAUAUACCUCCGCACUGUGCAAUUACACUGGUAAAGAGCAGUUUGGAUUCAUUGAGUUUCUGUAGGUUACAGGCAGAGGGAAGAAAUACUGCAACUUUUCACAUGAAAUGAAUACUUUGACUUAUUUGUAAUAAUUUUACUGGUAAACCGGAGAAAGUGAUCUACUCCUUGGAGCAUUUCCGUAAUUGGCUUUGAGGACCCAGUUUUAAUGUGUUCCCUGGAGGCCACGCCAUAUUUUAUAUUUUUGUUAUGACUGUACUCAAAAAAUCUGGUUACAAAAAAAAAAAGGAAAGUCCCUUUGUUUGCCUUCCAAUUAAUAUUUUCUUGCUCCUUUUAAAUAGACGGCUCAUGUGAUGAUAUGCCAUCUCACAGUGGCACUGUUAUGUAUGCAGAAAAAUAAUAUUCAUUGAUGGUCAGUUUUUUAAAACUGGGAUGCCUCAUGGGUAAAAUGUAGCAAUAGUUCUCCUAGCAGAGCAAUUUAAUUGUUGAUCCGGGAUGGAUAUUCACGGAAAUAUGGCAGUGUUCGCCGAAUCACUUGUGUCCUUUCCUAUUCACUGUUUAAACUAAUAACCAGUGAGUACUGUACACAGUGUAGAGUGUAAGAUAUCCGUCCAUAAAUUAAUACGUGUGGCAGGUUGUGAAUUGGAGGGUGAGACAGACGCUAAGAAGGAGUGAAGACUUAAGAGUGCGAUCUGUGGUUAGAUAUUGCUGAAAUGACUGGUCGCAAGCAGGCAAAUAACAUUAUUUCAAAUAAAAAAACACAAUCUUACCACUGCAGGAGCUUUGGUCAGAGCGAGCCAUAUAUAACGUAAUCUGUUCGUAGGACUUGUAAAUGGACAGCAUGCUUCCUUUGUAGUGUAUCCGUCGCAUACAUAAUUUCCUAGGACCUAGUGGCAUCUGAGGCACUGUGUACAUUCUCAUGAAUACAGUCUCAGCCCGCAACCUGUGUGUACUUGGGUAUGCUUUUUAAAAAAAAAUCCACUAACGUUUACUAUGAUAAAAUUAGUAUUUUUGAUAAGCAACACAUUUUAAAAAGUUCCGCUUUUGAUGCAUAAAUAUAUCUAUAUACUUUAAUGGAGCAGUGGACAGUCCUGCUGUCAAUUUAGGAUAAAAUGUACAUUUGUUUUCUUAUAACAACGGUUUAGAAUCAAUUCGCCGCAAGGUUCCGUCAGAGCAUUGUGCCAUGUGCGUUUCGGUAGGCGAGACCUUGCCUAAUUGCUGCUCAGAGCCCUUUGGGAUGCAAGCAUAAAGAAGCCAGGGUUUUCUUACCGUAAAAUAUCCCGCCGCACGCCGCCGCGCAAGGUUCCGACAGACCCUCGCAGCUCAUUGCAUCUGCCGCAUAAGCAGCGGGAAUUAUUUGUAUUGUGUACAAUGGGAUGCAACUUUUAUUGAUGAGUUCAUACUGCGCAAGGAACGUUUCAUAGCAUUAACAUCCGUCUCCUGGAAGCUGGAAGUUCUGCAAAGCACAGGUGCUCAAACUAUGAUUUUAAUACUGCGCUGAAUACCGCAAUCAAAUACAUUGUCCGAUACGUAUACUAUAAGUGAUAAUGCACUUUUUUUUUUUUAAUUUGUGUCAAAACUGUUUGCCUAUUAUUGACUGUAACAUUGCAUUGUAUAGAAAUACAUUUCUAAGGAUUGGUCAAUAAACAUCCAAUAUUGAAAUAUUUAUUAAA
Messenger RNA from Pseudophryne corroboree (corroboree frog), 6334 nucleotides. RefSeq names its product leptin receptor overlapping transcript (gene LEPROT). Gene Ontology annotation, cellular component: endosome. The record is from RefSeq and is a predicted model, not a curated record. The transcript is spliced from 4 exons. Bases 144 to 539 code for a protein of 131 amino acids. Gene Ontology annotation, biological process: late endosome to vacuole transport via multivesicular body sorting pathway; negative regulation of growth hormone receptor signaling pathway. Lineage: Eukaryota; Metazoa; Chordata; Amphibia; Anura; Myobatrachidae.